AUGAACGUGACAGCACCGCUCUCCCGACGGCCUCUGGGCUGCCUCAAGGCCGGCCUAUGCCAGUCCCUCAUCCGGGGCUAUGCGACAGCCGUCGCUGCUUCCACCACCCAGUCUACCGGCGCCCUGCCCGAUCACAACUUCUUCAGGAUCACCGAUAAGAAGACCAAGCAGACUCGCACCGCUUUCGCCGUCUUCACACGCCCCAAGAACCCGACGACCCCUCCUCCCUCGAGCGUAGUAACCAAGUCCAAAGCCUUCAAGAUCGCCAACUCGAAGCUGCCACCGCUCAUGACCAAGCCUCCCUCGGACCCGAUGCCGCUGUUGACCCAGCAGCAGAUCGCGCGCAUGGACCCGACCGGUGCGCGCACCGCCCUGUUCUCCAAGGCGCGCCACGCCGCCCGCGUCGGCGACGUGCUCAUGGUGACGCACCGUCGCGGCGGCGAACCCUUUGCGGGCGUGUGCCUGGCCAUCCGCCGUUCGGGCAUCGACACUGCCAUCCUCCUCAGAAACCACCUCGGCAAGGUCGGCGUCGAGAUGUGGUACAAGAUCUACAACAAGAACGUGGCGGGCAUCGAGAUCAUCAAGAGGCGGGCCAAGCGCGCGAGACGCGCCAAGCUCAUGUACAUGCGCCAGCCCAAGCAUGACAUGGGCAGCGUCGAGCAGUACGUGUUCGCCUGGAAGAAGAUGAGGAAGGUGUUGAGCAGUAAGGGCUUGACGGGCGGUACUGGUGGCGGUGGUGGAAAGCAGAAGGGUCAGGAGUCUAAGAAGAAGAACUAA
Messenger RNA from Neurospora tetraspora, 777 nucleotides. RefSeq names its product translation protein SH3-like domain-containing protein. The transcript has 2 exons. Gene Ontology annotation, molecular function: structural constituent of ribosome. Bases 1 to 777 code for a protein of 258 amino acids. Gene Ontology annotation, cellular component: ribosome; mitochondrial large ribosomal subunit. The record is from RefSeq and is a predicted model, not a curated record. Gene Ontology annotation, biological process: translation. NCBI's taxonomy places the organism in Eukaryota, Fungi, Ascomycota, Sordariomycetes, Sordariales, Sordariaceae.